AGGCCUGGGCUUCUGUUCGCGACCCAGGGAAGAAGGCCCUUCAGGGACUGCUGGGGACUCUGGUUAGCGCUGUGGGAGUCCUCUGGCGCUUCCUCCACCUGAGGACCCAGGAGUGCGGUGAAGGGGCGACUUGAGGGGCGCUUGGGAAGGUGUAAGGAAAAGACAGGGGGGCUUUGGAAGGGAGAGUACUCUUAAGGGCUUGGAAUUUUCAGGCAACUCUGGGCUGGGAAGAGUAAAAUCUGGAGGUGGCAGGAGUGCCCUGGACCCCAGGGCACAGUAGAUGUCAAAAGAGGGAGGACGGGCCCAGCAACCUAAGAGCAGAGGGGUGCAGACCUGGGCUGGAGCCUGCCACUUCCUACCCAGCUCCUUUCAAGGAGUUCCUCACCUGGCCCCGCCCCUGGUUACCAGGAUCCGAGUGAUAUGUCCCCACUGAGGCACCCCUCGGCAGCAGGCGGUUAGCAUGGCUGAGAAACUAGACCCGCAAGAAGGGCUGGCGGACAUGGGCUCCUGGAGGCUGAGUCCCAGCCAGUCAGAGGCAGCAAGGAGGAGAGGCCUGGGCGCCCGGAACAAGGCUGAGACAGAGCGGUUCUGGAGUGCGUGAACAGGCCGGAGCCCUGCCCGCCUGGCCCACCAUGGUCCAGCGGCUGUGGGUGAGCCGCCUGCUGCGGCAUCGGAAAGCCCAGCUCCUGCUGGUCAACCUGCUGACCUUUGGCCUGGAGGUGUGCCUGGCUGCAGGCAUCACCUACGUGCCACCCCUGCUGUUGGAAGUAGGGGUAGAGGAGAAGUUCAUGACCAUGGUGCUGGGCAUCGGUCCAGUGCUGGGCCUGGUCUCAGUGCCACUCCUGGGCUCAGCCAGUGACCACUGGCGUGGGCGCUACGGCCGCCGGAGACCCUUCAUCUGGGCCCUGUCCCUGGGCGUCCUGCUGAGCCUCUUCCUCAUCCCGAGGGCCGGCCGGCUGGCGGGGCUGUUGUGCCCAGACACCAGGCCCCUGGAGCUGGCACUGCUGAUCCUGGGCGUGGGGCUGCUGGAUUUCUGCGGCCAGGUGUGCUUCACUCCGCUGGAGGCCCUGCUCUCUGACCUCUUCCGGGACCCAGACCACUGUCGCCAGGCCUUCUCUGUCUACGCCUUCAUGAUCAGCCUUGGGGGCUGCCUGGGAUACCUCCUGCCCGCCAUCGACUGGGACACCAGUGCCCUGGCCCCCUACCUGGGCACCCAGGAGGAGUGCCUCUUCGGCCUGCUCACUCUCAUCUUCCUCACUUGUGUGGCGGCCACGCUGUUUGUGGCAGAGGAGGCGGCGCUGGGCCCGGCCGAGCCAGCGGAGGAAGGGCUGUUGGCCCCCUCCGCACCGCCCCACUGCUGCCCGUGCCGCGCCCGCCUGGCUCUCCGGAACCUGGGCGCCCUCUUUCCCCGGCUGCACCGGCUGUGCUGCCGCAUGCCCCGUGCCCUGCGCCGACUCUUUGUGGCCGAGCUGUGCAGUUGGAUGGCGCUCAUGACCUUCACGCUGUUUUACACGGACUUCGUGGGUGAGGGGCUGUACCAGGGUGUGCCCAGGGCUGAACCAGGCACCGAGGCCCGGAAACACUACGAUGAAGGGGUCCGGAUGGGCAGCCUGGGGCUGUUCCUGCAGUGUGCCAUCUCCCUGCUCUUCUCUCUGGUCAUGGACCGGCUGGUGCAGCGAUUUGGCACCCGAGCAGUCUAUCUGGCCAGCGUGGUGGCUUUCCCUGUGGCUGCUGGUGCCACGUGCCUGUCCCGCAGCGUGGCUGUGGUGACCGCCUCGGCUGCCCUCACAGGGUUCACCUUCUCUGCCCUGCAGAUCCUGCCGUACACGCUGGCCUCCCUCUACCACCGCGAGAAGCAGGUUUUCCUGCCCAAAUACCGUGGAGACGAUGGAGGUGGUGCCAGUGAGGACAACCUGAUGACCAGCUUCCCGCCGGGCCCCAAGGCCGGAUCUCCCUUCCCCAUCGGACACAUGGGUGCUGGAGGCAGCAGCCUGCUCCCCUCUCCACCUGCGCUCUGCGGGGCCUCUGCCUGCGACGUCCCCAUGCGUGUGGUGGCAGGCGAGCCCCCCGAGGCCCGGGUUGUUCCUGGCCGUGGCAUCUGCCUGGACCUUGCCAUCCUGGACAGUGCCUUCCUGCUGUCCCAGGUGGCUCCCUCCCUGUUUAUGGGCUCCAUUGUUCAGCUCAGCCAGUCUGUCACCGCCUAUAUGGUGUCGGCUGCAGGCCUGGGUCUGGUUGCCAUUUACUUUGUCACACAGGUAGUAUUUGACAAGAGCGACUUGGCCAAAUACUCAGUGUAGAGUACGUCCAACCCACUGAGGGAAAGCCUGCCUUACUGGGUCCCCUAUUCCAGUCUGUUAGCCCCACGGGGCUGGGAGCUGACCGCCCGGUGCCUAUUGCUGCCAAAGUGGUGUGGCUUUCUGCUGCCUCCCCAUGGCAGUGUGGUGCAUAGCUGCCCAGAUAGGGGAUGGGGCUUCUUCCUUCCCACCUCUCCCCAGGCUUCAGGGCUGGCAGGCUGGUGGCUCUCCAUAUGGCUUCAGUCUGGGCUUCUACAAGGAGAGAAGGGCAGAGAAUUUAAUUAACUCCGUGCACUGGAAUGCAGGACACUGCAGAGGGAUUACCCAGGCUCAGGGUUAACAGCUAGUGUCCAGGUCAAGACAUACCCAGAGAACAGAUGUGGGGGCCUGAGUAAACUCAGCCACCUGGCCUCCCACCACCAGGGCCCCUUGUCCUGUAAGUUCCCCCAGUGUCGCUGUUGCAUGGGAGUUUCUAGUGUGAAACUCUUCUCCACAGGAUUUGAAAGUAUAGAAGAUAUUUGGGGGCAGAGUCCUGAGGGGAGAAAGGAAGCUGCCUGGCCCCGCAGCACCGCCUUUGUGCUGUUCCCUCACCCCUACAUUUUAUCAGGACUUGGCUUGUUGGCCCCUGUGUUGCCAUCAUAGGGACUCAGGCCUUUAAAUAUUUAACUUAUUUAUUUAAGUUGAAGAGGAAUCAAUUCCCAGCCCUGCUGGUAUCUAGGAGUUGGGUCGGAUAAGAUCCCCAGCUACUGAGAUGGCUGGUUAUUGGGCUGAGCAUUGCCAGAAUCUCUCCUGGAAUGAUUGGUCUGGCCCCCAAACUGCCUAACCCUGAGCUUGGAAGCUCUGCUCACCCCAACUGAUAUCCCAAAUCCUGUUACCCAAGGCAGGGAGGGCUGGGGCAAGGUGGAGGGUGGGGUUCCAGGUCUCAGCAGCCUCCCCCCACUCCCCUCCUCUCUUGGCCCAGCCUGGGCUCCCCCAACUCCCCUCUGCUCCCUCUAGGACUGGGCUGUUGAAGGAGCUGCCCAACCCUCACCUUUCCCCAUUGACUCCUCUCCUUGGAGCUGUUUUGGGACCAGAAGCACAGAGUGUGGCUCCCUGAGCCUUUAUCUGUCUCAGCCCCCAGGGCAUAUCUGUGUUUGGGAAAUCUAGCACAGAAACUCAGGAGCACCCCCUGCCUGGGCUAAGGAAAUCUUAUCUCUGGAGAGGGGGUUUAAGUGCCGUUUGCAAUAAUGUUAUGUCUUAUUUAUUUAGCGGAGUAAAUAUUUUAUACUGUAUGUGAGCAAUCAGAGUAUAAUGUUUAUGGUGAUAAAAGUAAAGGCUUCUUAUAUGUUUAA
Camelus dromedarius (Arabian camel) is the source of this 3625-nucleotide messenger RNA. RefSeq names its product solute carrier family 45 member 3 (gene SLC45A3). Gene Ontology annotation, biological process: transmembrane transport. The transcript has 5 exons. Lineage: Eukaryota; Metazoa; Chordata; Mammalia; Artiodactyla; Camelidae. Gene Ontology annotation, cellular component: membrane. The record is from RefSeq and is a predicted model, not a curated record. The coding region runs from base 633 to 2297 and encodes 554 amino acids. Gene Ontology annotation, molecular function: sucrose:proton symporter activity.